AAGGAAACUACGCGCGCGGGUUCGGCGCCACCCUCUCCCAAAGGGCCAAAGGCAAGGCCCCCCAACCUGCGUCAACCUGCGUGCCUCUGCCUAUACGGUGCUCGCCUGAUUCGCUCUCCCGCGAUUCCUCCCCCACAAAUCCUCCAACCCAACCCACAAAAUUCACGCAACCUUGCAUCGCCUCGGCUCCAAAUUCGCCCCCUUCCAUCCACAAAUCCCCUCCCCCGCCUCCGAUUCCGCGGCGAAUUCGGUUAGCUUACUCUCCGAGCUUAUCGCCAACCGUGUGUCCCGACCUCGAGAUCCGGCUCAGUUUUCACCCUGCUGUAUUCGCAGCGACCACGAGCUGCCAAUUUGCGGAGCUCCGAACGCGAGCCGCAGAAGGCGAAUCGAAUGAAUCAAGCUCGCGCGACGGGAAGUUGAUGCCACCCGGCGAUGGAUCGCCGCAUCCUCAGGAGCUCGUCGUGCAACGGCAGCGGUAAGAACCCGCCCCCUUCCUCUCCGGCGGCGGUCUCACGGUCUGCGUCCUCCGGGGGCAUCGGCUCCAAGGACGUCGACGCUGCGGGCGAGCGCACGGCGCUGCUGCCGCAGCAGCCGCCUGGCGGCAUAGCGCGCAAGGGCCGCAAGGGGCCCAAACGCCGGGUGCAGUGGAAAGAUAGGCAUGGCAGCAGGCUCACCGAUGUCAGGGAGUUCCAGCCUAGUGACUCAAGCGACUCAGAAGAUGAAUAUCUGGAUACAUGCAUAUGCUCAAUCAUGUAAAUACAUCUUGCACAGGUGGAUUCUAUCAUGUGUAUAAAGAGCUGUAUCUCAGUAUUCCUGUCUUCGGCUUGGCCCUAACAGUACAGUAACAAUCAUGCAUACAUAAGUUCAUUCCAGCAGACUCCGGCUGUCCUUUGGACGCAAGGAAGCGCAUUUUGCAAUGAUUGCCGAACUGGUGAUAAGCAGCGGGUGGAUAUUUAGCUGGCCUUAACUGGGACUCACAUCAAAGACCUAGAAAUGAUCACUGGAUACAGUAGGUAGACAUGAUUAAAGAAGCCGAGAAAGAAUGCCUUUCUUUGGUUUAAUUUUGGAUACCAACAGCAUCCUGAGUUUUUGGCAGAGUAAUGAUUCAUGUGAUAAUGCAAAUGCUAGUAGAACCGAACACUACUAAUUCCUAUGCAUGAUUCAGAUCGAUUUUGUCAAUACUAUUUGAUGUAUUAACAUGGGAUGUUCCUUUUUAAUCCUUGCUACCAGCA
Sorghum bicolor (sorghum) is the source of this 1232-nucleotide messenger RNA. RefSeq lists its product as uncharacterized. The record is from RefSeq and is a predicted model, not a curated record. The coding region runs from base 433 to 756 and encodes 107 amino acids. The transcript has 3 exons. Lineage: Eukaryota; Viridiplantae; Streptophyta; Magnoliopsida; Poales; Poaceae.